Molecule: messenger RNA, 2731 nt
Organism: Anguilla anguilla (European eel)
Lineage: Eukaryota; Metazoa; Chordata; Actinopteri; Anguilliformes; Anguillidae
Product: butyrophilin subfamily 1 member A1-like
Exons: 10
Coding region: 900-2333 (477 amino acids)
Molecular function (GO): protein binding
Source: RefSeq, a predicted model, not a curated record
CCUGUAUUCCUGCUGUAAUACAGAAGAUACCAGUAGAGUGACUAUACUCUUCUCACUUUUAUGUCUGUGUCAUGACUUGCAUUUAUAUGUAUUGGGUAAUAUGUCUGUUAUGAGAUGAGACUGUUAUAAAAAUAGUACAGCUGGAAUCUGAACCGCAUGAACCCCUGUAUUAACAUGCAUGCUUGGUCACAUUAGGGUUUUGUUGAGUGAAAAUGGCUGGCUUUAUUUUGGAAUGCUGCUACCCAAGAAGAAUCAAGCACAUCUGAAAAAACGCUUAUUAAAAUGCAUGGUGCAGGGUUGCCACUGGUAAUGGGGUUUUGGCUAAACCGGUGAAUUUAAAAAAAAUCUUGGACUCUAGUCCUGGAAAGUCAGGAUUUUAUUGCUUAUGAUCAUAGGAAGUCAGGCAGUUGUAUGAUGGAAUUGUGUGAUUUUGAAUGUCUGUGUUUCUGUCACCAGGCACAGAUAAGAGCCCUGGGUGUGCUACAUAUGGUUAAGUUAGCAGAAAAACCUGUUUCGUAAAGUUUGUGCAGGUAGGGAGUGAUUGCAAACUCAUCUCCUGAUUCUUAAGAAAUUGCAUCGUUUGACUCAAUAUGAUCAACAUUAUAAAUAUUCUAAGUGCCCCCAUGGGUCAACUCUGUUUACUGCGAUGAAGGCCGAUGAAGUGUGGCUGUAAAAGUGGUUUUAUGAGUAUGUUCCUUCCGGGUGGAAACGCUGCACUUGCAUGUCUUUCCCUGCUCUGGCGCUUGGUGUAAUUGUGUGUUCCGGAAGUGCACGCGCUAAUUUAAGCAGUCGUUAUGGAACAUCACUGAUGUGAAACGCUUGCGUUACGCAAGUGUACCCGAACACUUCUGACUUUUCUGUGAAACAAAGGGGCUUUUCCCUUUUAAAGCUUCGCUCAGAUGGAAAUGAAAGCAUGCUUCACAGAGUCCAUGCAUUUCCUCCUGCUCCUUGCUUUCCAUACCCUGACUGCUGGAUACAGAGUUGAGACCCUUCCUGGUUUUCUCCAGCCCAUCACUGGAGCGUGGCAUCAGAGUGUCACCUUGCCCUGUCACAUCGAGCCCCCGCUGUCUGCUGUGGGGCUUCACGUGCGGUGGGCCAGGGUGGGAUCCGACCAGCCGGUGCACCUGUACAGGUACGGACGUGAUGACACGGCCUUACAGGACGAGGCCUUCCGGGGGAGGACUCGGCUGUUCCAGGAAGAGCUCUGGACCGGCAACGUCUCCCUCAGACUGACGCACCUCCUUCCCUCAGACAGCGGAGUCUAUCGCUGCCUCGUGCAGGGGGACAGGUGGCAGGAUCAAAGCGACAUAACACUGCUAAUCCCAGUGACUGGCUCACAGCCCACAGUGUCUCUGGACAGAACAGGCGUGCCCAGGUUGGUGUGCAGGUCAGAGGGAUGGUUCCCACAACCCGAGGUCACCUGGUGGGACAAGAGGGGCGGGGUCGUGACACCUCGCACUACGCUGAGCCGGGACGACCAGGGGCUCUUCACAGUCAUCAGUGACAUUGAGCUCGGCUGGGAGUCGGAUGUGCUGUCCUGUAUGGUCACUGCGGGGGGUCCACGCGGCGCAUCCAAACUGCACAUUGCAGAGAAUUUCCACCCCGCCAUGUCUAUAUGGAAGAUGCUUUUCAUCCUCAUGGUGAUUGUCAUUUGCAUCUCCAUCCCUGUGCUGUUCAGAGCCUGGAGACAUCUUAAUGAAAAGUAUCAACAUGCCUGUAAUUUAGUUACUCUUCACCUUGAAAAAGAACUGGCUGCCCUAAGACAGCCUAUUAAAUCAGAGUGGAGAUCUAUUCUUAGACAUGCAGCUACUGUGACACUCGAUCCUGGAACGGCAUACAACAGGCUCGUGCUUUCCACUGACGGAAAAGAAGUACGCAUGGUGGAGAAACGGCUGGAGCUCCCGGAGGACGCACCAUCCCUGAGGUUUAAACACUGCCCCUGUGUGUUGGGCAGGGAGAGCUUCUCCUCAGGGAGCCACUACUGGGAGGUGGAAGUAGGCCGAAAGCCGUGUUGGUACGUGGGGGUUUGCAGAACGUCAGUGAACAGGAGUAGGGAGGUGGACACGACUCCCAGCAAUGGCUACUGGACUUUGGAGCUGCGCGGUGAGGAGACCUACAGAGCAGGAGGAGCUUCCUUGCUCCUCAGGGAGAGACCCCGCAGGGUGGGAGUGUACUUGAACUAUGAAGAUGGCCAGGUCUCGUUUUACAACGCACAGACAACUCGUCGCAUUCACACCCUGGCCGACCAUUUCACCGAGGCACUCUACCCGUUUUUCUGCACUGGGGUCACUGGUGGAAACAUCCCACUGAUCAUCUGUCCCAUACAGGCCUGAAGACUGCAGUAUCACUGUAUACAGAAUACCUGGGUCAAAUACAAAUAUGCAUUUGAAAAUGUAUUUAAAGUAUUUAAAUACUAUCUUAAACAUAUUUUUUUAAUGGUAUGUGAAGUAUUUGUACCUCCUCUGGCAUGCUGGAAGGGUUGUAGCAGUGGUUUCCCUAAACUUAGUAACUUAGCAGCUGGGAUUCUUCAUGUGCCUGCUGCUGCAGAGCGCCUGUUCAGUAUUGGGGGCUGUGUGUUCAGGCCUAAUUGGUGUUCUCUUUCAUUUGUUUUAAACCCUGAUGUAUCUAAAAAUGUAACAGCACUCAUUUCCCUUUAGGUGAUGCACACUUGAAAUGUGGUUCAAAGCUGGUUUGUUUAAAAUUAUAAUUAAAAGAUUAAUCUAUAAUAACA